GUUUUUGUUUAUAUCUUUGCCUAGCUUGCAUUCACUGGAUCAACACAAACUGGCAAGAUUGUUCUUGAGCUGGCUACUAAAAGCAACCUCAAAUCAGUGACACUAGAGCUUGGGGGCAAGUCACCUAUGAUCAUAUUGGAUGAUGCCGAUAUUGACCAGGCUGUAGAGCUUGCACAUUUUGCAUUGUUCUUUAAUCAGGGCCAAUGUUGCUGCGCCGGCUCUCGGACAUUUGUACAUGAACGCGUAUAUGAUGAGUUUGUAGAGAAAGCCAAAGCACGCGCCUUGAAGCGUGUUGUUGGUGACCCUUUUAAAAAGGGUGUUGAACAAGGUCCUCAGAUCGAUGAAGAACAAUUCAAGAAGAUUCUGAAUUACAUCCAGUCUGGUAAGGAUAACGGGGCAACACUUGUAUCAGGUGGUGAUAGAAUAGGUGACAAAGGCUACUACAUUCAGCCUACUAUCUUCUCAAAUGUGAAGGAUGAAAUGGAGAUCGCGAGAGAAGAGAUCUUUGGACCUGUUCAAUCCAUUCUGAAGUUCAAUGAUCUUGAUGAGGUGAUUCGGAGAGCAAAUGCAACUCGGUACGGCCUCGCUGCUGGAGUUUUUACUAGCAAUCUAGAGAAAGCCAACACCCUAAUGCGCGCAUUGAGGGCUGGAACUGUAUGGAUCAACUGUUACGAUGUCUUCGAUGCUGCAAUUCCGUUUGGUGGCUUUAAGAUGAGCGGCCACGGGAGGGAGAAAGGUAUCGAUAGUCUUAAGAACUACCUGCAAGUUAAGGCUGUCGUGACACCAAUCAAGAAUCCUGCUUGGCUUUGAUCUCAUUUGCCUUUUGUUCUAUUGCUGUAGCUGUUUCCU
Messenger RNA from Dioscorea cayenensis subsp. rotundata (Guinea yam), 849 nucleotides. Its product is annotated as benzaldehyde dehydrogenase, mitochondrial-like. Lineage: Eukaryota; Viridiplantae; Streptophyta; Magnoliopsida; Dioscoreales; Dioscoreaceae. Gene Ontology annotation, molecular function: aldehyde dehydrogenase (NAD+) activity. The transcript is spliced from 5 exons. Bases 127 to 810 code for a protein of 227 amino acids. The record is from RefSeq and is a predicted model, not a curated record.